This is a messenger RNA of Lytechinus pictus (painted urchin), 3855 nucleotides long. RefSeq names its product 2',5'-phosphodiesterase 12-like. The record is from RefSeq and is a predicted model, not a curated record. NCBI's taxonomy places the organism in Eukaryota, Metazoa, Echinodermata, Echinoidea, Temnopleuroida, Toxopneustidae. Gene Ontology annotation, cellular component: mitochondrion. The coding region runs from base 442 to 2280 and encodes 612 amino acids. Gene Ontology annotation, biological process: nuclear-transcribed mRNA catabolic process, deadenylation-dependent decay. The transcript is spliced from 7 exons. Gene Ontology annotation, molecular function: protein binding; 3'-5'-RNA exonuclease activity.
AAAUUCACCAAGUGUGCACGAAAUCCUUCAAUUUCACUUAAGAAAAUGCAACAGCGCCCCAAUGAAAGCGCGGUCGCAGUUAAGUUUCUUCGAAAAUGUCUACUCAUCUUGCGCCACCCGGGGCGCCACCCCCCCCCCCCCCACGGAAUUUACGUGGGGCGGUACGGCAAAUGUCCAAUUCUUCCACAGAACGAUACUUGUCUCUCAUUUUUAUUACAGGACACCAUACAUACAAAAUAUAAUAAUAGUCUGCUAGUUUCGUUUAUUUUGUGAUUGCGCAAUUCGCAACAAGAUAUACGAGCAAAUUCAACUCCAACUCCAAGCAAAGAUCGACACGAUGAAUGACCUGUAAACCGGAUGUUUCUGUUGCAAUUUGACGUUGCAAUACAACAGCUAAUUAACUGAAAGCUUAGGAGCUUUGCAUGAGCACAUCUUAUCUUGAUGAAGUUGCUUCGAAUUAUACGCAACACUUUGGCUUUGAUUGUCCCCAGAGGAAGACACGGUGCACUCGCGUCACUGCAGCCAGCGCCAGCGGGGAGGUCUCUUCUUGACAAGAUGGGGAGGGCUUACGUGAGGUGCGUGGAAGGAGAAGAGCAUAUGAACAUAUCCUUUUCAUACAGAAACAAACAGAGCAGUUUAAAUCGCCCAAUUAAUGAAGCUUUAGAAAAAUCUCUCACACGCAUCCAGAGUACUCUAAAGAAACAUUUGGAUAAAGAAAUGAAGAAAAGAAAGAAAAUGAAACUGGAUGACUCGGCGUCUAGUGUUUUGAUGAACGUGGAUGAGUUGGAUAUAUCUCUGGUGUCUAAUAAAAAUGAUCCCAUUGAUGUUGAUGUUUUGAAUGAAAGUGCAUGGAGAGAUGGAGCAGUGCUCUCUGUUGGUGACAUUCAGUACGAGGUAUGCAGAAAUUUUCCAACCAUUCAACGACUUCAUCUGCCAUCGUUUGUAUUAGUCGGUUGUCCUGUGUUUCCACGCAUUACGUCAGAGUUUACCAAAGGAGAAGAGUGUAGUUAUACUUGGUUUCGUCAAGUUAACAAACAACUGGGUGAUAAAGAUAUGAAUGACGCUACAGAUAAUGGAGAGAAUCCUAACUGGUUAGAGGUAGGACAGCAUAAGACGUACACUCCAACUUCACUGGAUGUUGGGUCAAAGUUGAAACUCUUAUGCACUCCGAAGAAUGGUGAGAAAGUUGGAGAAGAAAAAGAGUGUGUUACCAUGAGAGCAGUCAAGUGCGGGCCGGAAAUGUACCCAUUUCAGAAACGUCAUGAGUUCACUAAGGAUAGGACUUCACCAGAUUGUCUACGGAUCUUUUCUUACAACAUUCUUGCUGACAUGUAUGCUGAUUCAGACUUCUCACGUGACUACCUCUACCCUUAUUGCUCAACCAUAUCGCUUGAUAUUGACUAUAGAGAACAGCUUAUACUCAAGGAAUUAUCAGGUUACAAUGCAGACAUUCUUUGUCUUCAGGAGUGUGGCAAGAAGUUAUUUCAGUAUAGCUUGGAGCCCGCCCUCAAUGACCAGGGAUAUAAAGGCCUGCUUAUCUGUAAGACAAGACAGACACCAGAAGGAGAGGCACUUUUCUACAAGGAAGAUAGAUUCAGGUUGAUUGAUCAGCAUGACAUCUCACUAGCUGAAGCUUUCCAGGAGGAACCAUCGAACAAAGACCUGGUAGAAGCAGUCUCAAAAUCAAAGGCUAUGCUAAACCAAGUUAUCACAAGAAGCAGUGUAUUGCAGGUUACUGUAUUGGAAGAUAUUCAUGCUCCAAGACGAAGGAUAUGUGUAGCCAACACCCAUCUGUAUUUCCACCCUCGGGCGGGUCAUAUACGAUUGAUACAGACCAUUACCAUCUUGAGACAUCUCCAUAAGAUUCAGCAACAGCACUUGGAGAAGAAUCCAGACAUCGAAUUGGCAAUGAUAUUCUGUGGCGAUCUGAACAGUUCCCCUACAUGUCCUGGCGUGUAUGAGCUCAUCUCCAAGAAACAUAUACCAGAGAACCAUGUUCAAUGGUAUUGUGGAGGUAAAGAAGAGUUCUGCGGUGGAAUGACCCUGACACACUCUCUUGAUUUCACCAAUGCCUGUACCAGUCAGGAGUACACCAACUUUGUAGCAGGGUUUGUGGCUUCUCUUGACUAUGUCCUCAUUGAUAGUAACCACCUGGAAGUCGUCAGGGAAAUCCCCAUGCCUGAUCAUGACGAUGUCACAGCACACGUUGCUCUACCGAACGACGUAUUUCCCUCGGAUCAUCUCGCGAUAGGCUGUGACGUCAGGUGGAAGAAUUCUUGAUGGACAAGGUUUACCGUUUGAAGCCGUAAGAAGAUUGGGUCUCUGCUAAUGGAUUGAACUCAAUCCUGUACUGCAGUUUAUUAUUACACGUAUCACAAGUAGGCAUAAGAUUUUGUUUAAUAAAAUACUUGCCUUUGCAGAUGUCUUCAGAAACAAUGUUCAUAUUAACCAAUUAGUUACUAUUUGAAUUCAACUAGUUAGAUUUAUGAUUUCUAUGACUGUUCAUCAAAGACUCCUGGAGACCCUGAGUGGGGUUCUCAAAUGUUAAGCUGGAGCCUGGACUAAACAGUUUUUGGUCCACUCUAUGGAAUGGAAAAGUGCUUUGAUAUAAUGUAAGUUAAAACAAGAAUUAUGUAAUAAUAAUAAUAGGCAUUUGUAUAGCUCCAUCUAUCUAAAAACAAUCUAUUCCGAGGCGCAUUAUUAUUAUUAUUAUUACCCCGGCUUUAGCUUGAGCUGCCUUUCAGUGCCUGGGCAUUCAAGGAAUUAAUCCUGCUGGGUACCCAUACACCUCACCUGGUUCAAGUACAGCACAGUGUUGAUAAAUUUCUUGCUGAAGGAAAACACGCCAUGGCUAGGAUUCGAACCCACAACCCUCUGUUUGAAAGGCUAGAGUCAGAACCACUAGACCACGGCACGCCCACGAAAAUUCAUUGAAAUUAUUUUGAUGCUUAUAUUAAUUUUCUUCUCAUUUCUCUGCAAAGUCUAUUUUAGGGUCACUUUUUUUAUUGUGUGAUUGAAUUAACAUGUACUUGGAGAAUGAGUUAGCAACAGGCACAUGAGAACAGUGCAUGUAUAUAAAGUUAUGGAAGUAUUGUUAACUAAGUCAAUGCUAUAAACAUGAAUAAUGUUGUUCAUAUGUUUAGGGCUUCUCAAUUUGUUGUUCCUUUUUUUUUUUUUUUUUUUUUUUUACAUAUUUAGAUUGUGAAAUAAUGAGGGUUUUCAAGUAGCAGGUCAAUGUAAUUAUUUAUCAGUACCAUGUGGACAGAAUAUUUGAAGAACUUGUUUACAAUAUAUUUUAAAAUUUCAUUGGUAGAUUGAUAUUAGACCUUAAAUAUUAGAUCUUGAAGCCUCAAAGUCAAAUAUCAAUAUUGUACUUGUAGAUGACUUAAUCAACAUCUAUAAAGGAAUAACAGUUUUCUUAAUAAUAACCAGGUAAUCGAUUAUACAGUAUCCAGAAGAAGUGAAUACACCCUCGUGGAUAUGCUGUUUCAAAAGCAUAUCUUUAUGUAGAGCUUCCUUUGGAAAGAAUGCUUUAUGAUCAUAAUAAAGUAGAUAUCCUGUCCAAUCCUAAUAAUGUCUAAUCCUCUAUUCUCUUAUUCAAGUUCCAGUUCAAGAAAAUAUUUUGGUGAAGAGCUGCAAUAAAAAGCUGAUAUUUUUUCUCUUGAAUACUGUUUGUGCUAAUGUUUCAUGGAUUUAUGUCAACUUGGGUACUUCUGCAGUUCAUCCAAUGCUUCUAAACAUUAUCUGUGUAUUUCUAUGUAACACCCAAUUUUUAUCUACAAAUGGAUUUGAUGUUUUCAUAUAAUUAAUUAUAGAUACAUGUAGAAAUUAAAAUAAAAAAAUUAUAUACUCUUA